CACCACACACCACCACUCCAUCUCUACACAUUUACAUUCACCAUGCCUCCCUCACCCCAAACCACAAAACUAACAAGCACCCUCCACCUCCUCAUCCCGCGUCUCCGCCUGCUCCAAAAAAAAGACACCGCCAGUUCCGUCGUCCAACGCCGCGACCUCUCCGCCCUACUCACCGAGAACCGCUCCACGAGCGCCCGCAUCCGCGUCGAGAAUGUCAUCGCUACCGAUACCGCCGUUGAAGUCAUGGAGAUGGUGGAGUUGUAUUGCGAGCUGCUUCUAGCGCGGGCGAAUGUGUUGGAUCAGGCGGCGUUUGGGGAACAGGGGAAUCGAGCGAGGAGUCGCGCGAGGGGGGAAGUGGUGAGGCAGCAACAACAACAUCUUACCACUUCCUCAUCCGGGGGUGGGGUGGGGAUGGGAAUGGGAAUGGGGGAGGGGAAGAAGGGAUCAUCAGGGUUCUCGUUUUGGGGACUUGGAUUUGGGAGGAGAGAUACCACCACCACUUCCACCUCUUCCCCUACCUCAACCACCACCACCACCACCACCACUACACCCCCCGCCGCCCCCGAAGAAUCCCCCGAAGAAACAGAAGGCUACAUCGACCCCGCCCUCGAUGAAGCCGCGGCCGUGAUCUUCUACGCCUACCCACGUUUUCCGCACGACGUCCGCGAAAUGACCAUCCUGCGAAACUUACUUUCCGAUCGCUGGGGGAAGGAUUUCAUGCUGUUAGCGCAGGAGAAUAAAUUGGAGGAGGUGAAAGUGCCGGAACGGCUGGUCAGGGGGUUGAGGGUGAGGCCGCCCACGGCGGAGUUGGUGGAGUGUUAUUUGCUCGAGAUUGCAAGGGCGUAUGGGGUUGCGUGGCCGGUGGAGGUGGAGGGGGAUGUACCGGGGGUGAUGGAGGGAGGGGGGGAAGGGAGUGAUGGGGAGGUAGGAGGUGGAGGUGGAGAUGGAGAUGGGGAGAGGGAAUUGCCAUCUACGCCGAGGAAGAUGGAGAGCGAGGCGCGACGGGCGUCUGAGACGGUCGCAUUGAACAAGGCUACGCCGCCGAGGGGACUCUUCGAGGGAAAGAGUCCGGUGAGUGUGGCGCCGCCAGGGCCUCGGAUGGAUAAUUUGAACCCUAGAGUCAAAGUACCCGGGGAAGACAUCUCGCGGGACUCGACCCAGCCGACCAGGUCGGGAAAGAGUGAUAUACCCGAGUUGGAUGAGUUGACGCGACGGUUCGCUGCCCUGCGGCGGUAAUUGACAGUUUGCAGCCUGCGCGAUAUUUGCAGCCUGCGCGACGACACAUGCACAUGUUAUGAUUAUGACAGCAACUCUAUUAGAUGCAUCUAUUCCUUUUGGU
Molecule: messenger RNA, 1339 nt
Organism: Aspergillus ibericus CBS 121593
Lineage: Eukaryota; Fungi; Ascomycota; Eurotiomycetes; Eurotiales; Aspergillaceae
Product: DUF292 domain protein
Exons: 2
Coding region: 43-1236 (397 amino acids)
Biological process (GO): protein transport
Source: RefSeq, a predicted model, not a curated record